AUGUUGGUCAUCCCCACCAACCAAAAAACAGGAACAUCAGACCGACGCCCAGCACCAAUCAAGAAAUCCCACGGUGGUACUGCAUUUUCGGUGCGUGGAUGUCAUGCUACACAAGAGGAACAUCCGGGCAGAGGUAUUGCGAGGAUGCUCAAACCUAGACGAGAGCAGUUGAGAUGCUGCAGUCGGGUUCGAAUCACUGACCUUCUGGUCAAUUAG
Molecule: messenger RNA, 216 nt
Organism: Opisthorchis viverrini
Lineage: Eukaryota; Metazoa; Platyhelminthes; Trematoda; Opisthorchiida; Opisthorchiidae
Exons: 2
Coding region: 1-216 (71 amino acids)
Source: RefSeq, a predicted model, not a curated record